CGGCAGUCUACUGCAAUAGCCGCAGCAGUAGAGAACGGAGGGAAUGACAGCGGCCCGUUAUAGCUCGGGUCGGGAUGAUUUCGGCUGCAGAGUGCUGCCACCCCUCUACCCCCACUGCAUGAGACAUCAACAGCACAGGUGCCUUUACAGCAAUCCCCCUACCCUACAGAGAGCCUCCACCAUAUCCGCCCGCCCUUAUCUUCCACAAACGUGCAGCGAUGGACACAUAGAGAGCCUACAGCGUCGCUAUUCACAGCGCGCUGUACACAAGAGGCCAGACGAUGGCCUCCUCGUCCUCAAGGUGGUGAGUGCGGCGUGUGCUGAACCGGACAAAAAAGCCAACUUUGAAAUAGUGAGUGUGAAUGAGAGGCAUGGACGGUUUAGAAAAGCCGUGCCCUGCAUGCCUUUGGCCCUCUCCAUUAUACUCUGCAUCAUCAACAUGUUAGCCCCAGGAGUAGGAACCUUUUUAGCUGCCUUAACAGUUCUGUGUGGAUGUCCGACUGAAUACGAUGACAGGUGCAAGGCCUUCCUCUAUAAUGUUUUAGCAUCAUUUCUGCAACUGCUUACAGCUCUCAUAGUCGUUGGAUGGGUGUGGAGUAUCAUGUGGGGGAUAACAUUUGUCGGUAUUAGCAUUUCUAAGAAAGAGAAUGACAUUGUGAGGGCCACAUUAUGAACCCUGGAGGAGGAGUAGAAGAACCCAAAGGUCCAAGCUGCCUGGAAGAAGCAGAAACUGUGAUAUUUUCCGCUGCAAGCAUUUAAAGAGACCAAAGAACGCUACCGGACUUUCUGUAGAUGGCAUUUAAAAUGUUUGAUAUAUGAAACACUUUUUUUUUUCAUUUCAGUUAUAUAAGUGCUGUAAUGGAUCACUUAAAAGUGGACUGGGGGGUUAUUUUAAAUUUAUUUUUAUCUAUUUUAACUGUCUAACAAAUCUGUCCUCCUAUCUUAGCAAGAAUUUAAUCCUAUAGUUUAUCACUUAACUUUUGCUCUAUUUAAUUUUUAUUAGUUUCAUAGUAUAAUAUUAUGAUAUAAUUGCUGCGCAAAUUAUUUUUAUGAAUGAAUUAAUGUUUAUUUCAAUAAUAUAUGUCUUUGUGAUCGUUUUAUUACGUUGCUGCGAAAAACCUUCUUUUUCACUAUGAGUUUUUGUUUAUGAUUUAAAGUAUGUUUCACUUGCAUCGCUACAAAAAAUUUUUAUGUAUUUUUAUGGUAAUUGUUGUAUAAUGAAUUCUUUUUCUUGCAACACAACUGCAAAAAGGAAACUUAUUCUGUGUUUUAAUUAUUUUUUAACGUGAGUGUUAGAUUCUUAUUAUAGACUCGAAAUGCGUGUGAAAGAACACUUUUAUUGAUACGAACAAAAGUAGAGGCUAUGCAUGGACCAAUCGACCGAUUUAAUCUUCACAUAUUUAUUCAUAGCCAUGUCUGUAAGCAAGAUAAUCAGCUCUGGCUACUCAGGUUUCUAGUCAAAGAAUCUACAACAUAGACAACAUAUCAGCUGUAAAUGCCAUCUUGUGUCUUCUAAAUAAAAGAUAUAGGUGAACUCUUACAAUUUGUUCGUGUCAGUUGAUUUCUAUCAGACCCCUCUAUGGUGAACCUUAUUUCAGUUCAUACCACAAACAAUGGUUCCCUUUUUAUGACACAUGAUUUAAAUGAAAUACAAAAAGGAACAGUCACAAAAAAUUUAGAGAUGAACUUUGAUUGAGGGAUGAGAUAAAAGUAGCAAACAAGCCGUGAUGCUAUAGAUGGUUCUAAAAAUCGGUAUACGUAGAAAUGACCAGAUCAUCCCUCUUCUUUUGGUUAUGGGCUGCUCUUCUUCUGUGUUCCUUGGAACAAUCACUAUGAGUCCUAUUUUUGAAUUGUUUAGUGAAGGUUCAUCCAUAAGAUGGAAAUUCCGGUAUCUGGAAUCGAAUGUAAGAUUUGAAAGAGAUCAGCCUAUAUCUUUUAUGCCGAAAAUAAAUGAUGACACAAUUGUACAUAGGUAGAAAAUACAGUUUUUUUUUAAAAUAAUUAACAGUGUGCCUAAAGUAUGAACUCCUAUGGGACCACUAAAGAUUGGGACGCAGGAUAGUGUUCUUGAAUUCUAUAUAUAGAGACAUUUUUAGAAUUAAAGUAUCACUUCAUUACGAUAUUUGAAGUAUUUUUGAACAAAUCUAAUCCAAUGUUGUAGUCAUAAGAUGUCGUCAACUUUAGAAUUCUAUUUCAGAAUACGGAUGCUCAUUUUUAACAAACAGAAUUUUUUUAAUUUAUAGAAUGAGGAUUUUUCCGUUAACCAAAUAAAACAAUCUAAUUUUUGUCGAUUUAUAGGAUUAAUGCGACGCUGCUAAAAGCUUUAAAAAUUAUAUUAUUCCUCUUUUUACUGCAUUGAACACUAUGAUGUCACCCUAUACUAUUUUUUAGUCCUAUUAAAUGAUGUGUUCUACAAUCCCUGUUAAACCAGAAAUAAUGUUUUAAUAAGUUGUUUCGUAAUCAUUAUUAUCAAAGCUGAAAUAAUGUUUUUGUAAAAUAUUCUGCAAUCCUUAUUCAUCUUAAUAAACUACGAAGAAUAAUAUAUUAAUAUGAUAUUCUACAAUCCUUAUCGAUCUUUUUAAAUCAGAAAUAAUGUUUUAAUACGAUAUUCUUCGAUUCUUUUUAAUCGUAUCAUACCAGAAAUAGUGUUCUAUACAAACAUUCUUAACCGUAAACCAGAAACGAUAUUCGAUUAAAUUAUUCCUUCAUAGCUGUGUCGAAUCAAAGAUAGUUCCCAACCAAGUAUAGUGUACAUUUUUUAAUAAAUAAGUUUCAUGACAAAUAAUGCAUUCAGUUUGUUUGUUUUGCAUUGUAUAUAAUGUAUUUUUACAUUGAAUUUGAACUAUUUAAGUCUCCAUGAUUUCCCCCGUAUUUCAAACGCAUCUUAGAUAAUUUAUAAGUUUUACAAAAGUUCUUAAUUAUUAUUAUGAAUACUUCCCAUCAUAACCUUAUAACUGUAGAAAAGAAUAAUUACUUAAAAGUGGAUAUCAGUUUUAAAUUCAUAUGAAGAAUAUUUAAAAUUUUAUUUUCAAUCUAAUUCCUAAUUUUUACUACUUCACAUACUUCGUUCAUUAUUUUAGAAUUUUAGUCUCUAUUUUCAAUAAUUAUUUUUUUGUCUGUCUUUUUGAAUUUCGAAAUUUUUUCCCAAAAAUUUCGAAGUAAAACUUAUCAAAAUAAGUUUCUUAGAAAAUAAUGGCAAUGUUACUUGGUGUGUGGCCUGAUUUUUGUACAACAAAAAUUCAGGCUCUACUAUUAUAUAAUAUCUUUGGAGAAAAAUGUGAAAGUAACCAAAGAAAAAACGA
This is a messenger RNA of Parasteatoda tepidariorum (common house spider), 3302 nucleotides long. RefSeq lists its product as uncharacterized. Lineage: Eukaryota; Metazoa; Arthropoda; Arachnida; Araneae; Theridiidae. The record is from RefSeq and is a predicted model, not a curated record.